GACGAUUAGAUCCGGACCUUUAUAUGCAGAUUUAUUUAUUUAAUUCUCAUUUCAGCGCGCCUGUGUGGAUGUGCAGGCUGUCGGAGCGAGAGGAGUGAAUUCCGCGAAAGACCUUAAAACGCUCAACAAGUGUUUUUUUGUUGUUGUUUUUCUUCUUUUUGUAAAUAAUUGUGCUGGAUACUCUUGAUUCUGCGGAGUUGUGAGGACAAAGCCGCUUCCCUUUUCUGCGUGCUGGAGGCACGUAUCUGUUCUCGGAGGAGGACGCCGCCUGUUUUCUGGACAGAAUGUCAUUGAAAGUCGUGUGAAGUGUGGAUGGAAACUGAAGCUGCUUCUGAAAGCCUGAAAUAACGCGAACCAAGUUAACAGUCUCUGCUUCCUCUUUCUGUGAGCGCUUCAGUCACGGGUGGACUUUCUUUCUUUUUCUUUUUUCCGGUGUUCCUUCCGUCAUCAUUUCUCCUAGGUACUGACAAUGACUGCGUGUCGUGUUUUCCGAGAAAGCAUGGGCUGAGAUUUUUAGGGGGUUGAUUUGACUUGUGUGCGCCCUCCGUGCCUCAUUUUUGGGGUGUGUGCGUGUUUGUGGACGCCGUGUCAGGAUGGAUCGGUGCGCGUCGGAGUGUGAGCGUCUGUUUUGGUCGAUACUUUAUGUGCAAUAACACUUCCUCUGCUGUGACCGAAGGAGCGAGUGUCCUUGUCAUUCAUCCUCGGAUGGAUGCUCCGACCCAAACAUCCCUUACGUAAUGACAUGUGUGUUGGAGGUGAAAAGAGGCAUUACUGGAUGAGUGGUGUGGAGAAAUAGGCGACGCCGACGGUCAAUGAGCGACCAGGGCUCUUAUCUACAGCAGACCGGAAAGCCGGUGCCAAUAUGACCGGCGCUGGAGCACUGAGGGCGGCUCUGGAGAGGAGAGGGAGGGCCGCGGGCGGAGAGCAACCUUUCAAGGACGAGGAAGGAGGAAUGAUGGAGAAACAUCUGUGAGGACAAACGAGACUCUUGAAGUGAGGGUGAAAAUGAGGCUGCUGGCGCGACAGUGGGAAGAGUAAAGAAUUUAAUCAUUUGCGUGGGGCCAUUUCCAAGGGCACGGAGGUAAGGAUGGCCACAUUACCGGAGAGAGGGCGGGGGUGCGAGGAAGCAGCUCCAGGAGAAUGAACACAGACUCAGGUUACUUUCCCCCCCAUCAUCUUUUGUUUUAAUAAAAGCGACAGAGACAUCUUUACCUAUGUAGGAUAAUCUGAACAGGUGAUCACAGCCUACAGGUUAUAGCACCAUUCUCCCUGAGUGGGGAUGGAUGGAGUGGCGGGAGGUGUGGGCACUCCUGGCAGCGCUGGCAGCUCUGGGGGUGACACCCUGCCCAGGCGGACUGAUGGAGAAGCAAAGCGGCGCAGUAAAGGCAGCCUGCCCUCCCCAGGCUACCGUCUGUCCCAGGCCUCUCUGGAGGGAGAGAAGGGCUCCUUCAGUGCAGACAGCUCCUCCAUGGGUGGACGAGGCCGCCGCCCCUCCAUCAUGAGCUCCUCCCCCAGGGACAGCCUCCCCUUUCGGGCGGCAGGCACCCCAACCACCCCGGGGACCCUACCCAUUGCACUGCCACCUCCAGCAGCAUCCUCCUCCUCUGGCUCUACCCAUCCUCCUCCUGCUCCACGCUCUGUGGGCUUCGCAGCAUCCCGUGCCGCCCUGGCCUCCACCUCCUCCACCGGAACCGGGGUCAUGGUGGUGGCCACUGGUGCAGAGACGACCACCACAGCCUGCAACACCACCGCGGCGGGGACACCCGACAUGGCAUGCCAGUCUGGGCUGGGAGGGUUCGGUAUGGGUCUGGACGGAGAGGACUACAGCAACUCCAACCAGAGCACCUUCAUCCAAAGACAGUUUGGUGCCAUGCUUCAGCCUGGAGUCAACAAGUUCAGUCUUCGUAUGUUCGGGUCCCACAAAGCUGUUGCCAUGGAGCAAGAGAGACUAAAAUCAGCAGGAGCCUGGAUCAUCCACCCCUACAGUGACUUCAGAUUUUAUUGGGACCUGCUGAUGUUACUGCUGAUGAUGGGGAACCUGAUCAUCCUGCCGGUGGGCAUCACGUUCUUUCGGGACGAGAACACCCCUUCAUGGAUAAUCUUCAACGUGGUUUCUGACACUCUCUUCAUGGUUGACCUGGUUCUGAACUUCAGGACCGGCAUCAUGAAGGAAGACAGCACCGAGAUCCUCCUUGACCCAAGGGCAAUCCGCCAGAAGUACCUGAAGACCUGGUUCCUCGUGGACUUCGUGUCGUCCAUCCCUGUGGACUACAUCUUCCUGAUGGUGGACAGUCUGGACUCGGAGGUCUACAGGACGGCCCGGGCGCUGCGGAUAGUCCGCUUCACCAAAAUCCUCAGCCUGCUCCGUCUGCUGCGUCUGUCCAGGCUCAUCCGCUACAUCCACCAGUGGGAGGAGAUCUUCCACAUGACCUAUGACCUUGCUAGUGCUAUGGUGAGGAUUGUAAACCUGAUUGGUAUGAUGCUGCUUUUGUGCCACUGGGACGGCUGUCUCCAGUUUCUGGUCCCCAUGCUGCAGGAUUUCCCUUCUGACUGCUGGGUUUCCAAGAACCUGAUGGUGAACGACACAUGGGGUGUGCAGUACUCCUACGCUCUGUUCAAAGCCAUGAGCCACAUGUUGUGUAUCGGGUAUGGCGCCCAGGCUCCCGAGGGGAUGACUGAUGUGUGGCUCACCAUGCUCAGUAUGAUCGUCGGCGCCACCUGCUACGCCAUGUUUAUCGGCCACGCCACCGCCCUCAUACAGUCGCUGGACUCGUCUCGGCGACAGUAUCAGGAGAAGUACAAGCAGGUGGAGCAGUACAUGUCCUUCCACAAGCUUCCUGCCGAUCUGCGGCAAAAGAUCCACGAGUAUUACGAGCAUCGCUUCCAGGGUAAAAUGUUCGAUGAGGAGAACAUUCUGGGAGAGCUCAGUGAGCCACUGAAGGAGGAGAUUGUCAGCUUUAACUGCAGGAGCCUGGUGGCAAACAUGCCGCUGUUUGCCAACGCUGAUCCCAACUUUGUGACCGCAGUGUUGACCAAGCUCCGAUUUGAGGUGUUUCAGCCAGCUGACUUCAUCAUUCGUGAAGGAACCGUUGGUCGUAAGAUGUACUUCAUUCAGCAUGGACGGGUCGGCGUACUGACCAGAGGCAACAAGGAGACCAAACUGAGUGAUGGGUCCUACUUUGGGGAGAUCUGCUUGCUAACUCGUGGACGAAGAACAGCCAGCGUGCGCGCAGACACAUACUGCCGUUUGUACUCUCUCAGUGUGGACAGCUUUAACGAGGUUCUGGAGGAGCACCCAAUGAUGCGGCGAGCCUUUGAAACGGUUGCUGUUGACCGUUUGGACCGCAUUGGUAGGAAGAACUCUAUUCUCCUGCGAAAGUCAUCCCAGGGUGGUUCUCUCGGUGGGAGUAUGGGUCGUGGUGGAGGCCGCGGCGGAGGCGGUCCUGGUGCUGGCCUUGCAGCGAGUGGUCUGGGCUCCUGCGACAGCAUGCUGGUGCAGCAGAUUGUCAAGCAUGACAGCAUGCCAGCGAUGCAGGACACCAUCGCAGCCGCUGCCGCAGGAAGGAGCGGGAUAAUUGGAGGAAGUGGCACGGUGUCCCCUCGUCCCCGCCCUGUCAUCUGGGCACCACUUGUCCAUGCUCCCCUGCAGACGGCUGCUGCGACGAGUAAUGUAGCCAUCACUCUUAUGCACCAGCAGCAACAGCAGCAGCUCCAGCAGCUGCAGCAGCACGCUCUCGGAGCCGGUUUCUUCUUGCCGUCUCCUAUGAUUUCUCCUUCACCCUCAUCCACUUUUCCUCUUUCUCCUCCCCGCGCUCCUGUGCUGCAGCCCCUUCGCCCUUCAGUGAGCUCUCUUAUUGGGAUGAUGGCAAUGGGAGGAAUGAGUGGUUUGUCCCCAAGAGGAUUUCCACUGUCACCCUCCACUAUGGGCCCUCCAGGUGGGGUAACAUCACCUCCAAUUGCUAAAACACCACCCACUUCAGCUUCUUCUGGACCAACUUCUGUCCAGCAAGGGCGGACUGUUAUCUAUGGUCCCCGUUUUCAGGCUGAUCACCCCUCAAUGACAGCUGGAGCACUUGUAACACCACCAGCAGGAGGGCCAGGCUCACCACUACACAAGGUACCACCCACCAACCCACCCGCAUCCUCCAGUGGCUCAUCAGAUGGAAUCAGCUGUCAGCAGGGUGCCAAAGAGGCUCUUCUACGUCAUGGGGUGAACAGUUGUCAGGGUCUGCCAGCACUGGGGAGGCUAACCCAAGAGGCCAGGCUCCUGUCAGCCUCGCAGCCCACUCUUCCUCACCGCUCCUGGGCCGCUGUGCAGCCUCAUCCUCCUCUCCAUCGGAAGGCCUCUGGUGGGAAUUUGUUGGCGGCUCCUUUCCUGGCAGGACAGUUGGCAAGAGGUGGCAGUGCAGGCAUGUUGACCAAUAACCCUACACUACAGCUGGUGACAAACAUACCAUUGAAUGCACAAGUACAGGCCACAGGUCCUAUUCAGCUGGCUAUGCCAAUCCCUGCAAACACAGCCUCUGUGCCCACAGCUGCACACAUCCCCUCUACACCUUUCUUGCCAUCUUCUUCCCCUCCAAAGCAGACCUCCCUCUCCUCUGUCACCCCGUCACCUACUCCUUCUUCCCCGACAACUAUUCUUACCCAAACACCUCGACCAAAGCCGAUUCCUUCGACACUGUCCUGCUGCUCCUCCCCACCCUCAGCAAGUCCGUUGUCCACACCCCGUCCCAAACCAGUUCCUACACCUUCUCCCCGCUCUUCCUCUCCCUCUCCAUCCUCCACACCUCCUCCCUCAGCUGUUUCUACCCCAGUUCCUCUGGCUCAACCUUACGGACCCAGAUCAUCACUUACAUCUUCAUCUCCCCCAUCCUCUGUGCUCUCCUCUUCUCCACCACAUCCCCAGAGCCCCAGAGCCAAAGCAUCCAACACACCUCCUUCUGCCUCUCCGCUGUCUGGCCACAGCCCUACCUUGACCCCGACUGUGUCACCAAUUCCCACUCCAACUCAGACAACCCGCACCCGACCUUCUACUCCUACUCAGACACUUACUCCUACAUCAUCCCCGUCUCCUUCUGGGCCCUCCUUUAGUAAAUCCCAGAGCCCCACAUCUUGCCUCCAGCCCUCCGUCUCUGGCUCACCCAGGGUUUCUGCCUCAAGCAAGACCCCAAAGCAGACUUCCCCUCUUAACCCCAUUCAGUUGUCAGCCCCAACCUCAACACCUCUUAGCACAAACUCUCCAACAAAAGUCACUUUCUCAGUUCAUCCUGUGAAACAAACCUCCCCUGUCCUUUCUCAUAGUCCUACUUCUGGCUCCAGCCUUUCUACCAAACAAAGCCCUUCAACAACAUCAUCCUCUGCAACUUCAUGUCCCAGCCAAAGUUCCUCAAACCCUUCCUCCAUUUCUCCCAGUUCCUCCACCACCACAGCCUCUCAUCAACAAGCUUCCACCACUGCAGCCAACCAGACAGCACACACACCCUCCUCUGCCAACUCCACCUCGCCAAAAGGGGGGAAGAAAGACCCUCAGCUGGCAGGCACCAGAACAGACUCGGAGGAACUAAGGCACCAACUGCCUGCUAACAUGUAAGAGGAGAAAGAAUAUUUCUUUGACUUUUUGUGCUUCAACCAGUGCUAAAUACCAGAGCCAUGGAUGUGCAGACUUGAGUCAAACUUGCCACCAGGUAGCCCAUGAUCUCACAUGAACAGUUCAUACAUGUUGAAUUUACUCUAGGAUGUGGUUGACUUAGAAAAUCAGUUCUUCAUGGGAAAAUACCAGUGGAAAUGUGUAGAAAGUUGGUCAGCAGUUACAAGAAAUAUUUGAUGGCUGCAAUACCUAUACAGGUUUUUCCAUUCGUUAUUGACAAAGGUUUGAAUAACUUUCAAUAUGUCUUUUUUGAUAAAAUGAAAAUAAAAACAGAAAUAUUGUCUUUUUCAAUAAUUAUAUCCUUUUAAUCUUUUGUCAUGUUCCCUAUCAAAAAUUAACUUCUUGUUUGAAGGAAAAUAACCGUAAACCUAAAUAGUAAAAAGUGGAGAAUGAACUUGGGCUAAACUAUAUGUUUCUCUACAGAGAAAAAUAAAUAAAUGAAGAACAAUGACAUUUACUUAACAACUAACAAUAAAUUAAACUGUUUUUAUUAUAUAAUUUUACUUUAGUGUCUCAAAAUAAAUAUACUGCCAAGUAAAUGUUAUAAAAAGCUGUGUUAUGAAUCAAUAUCUUGUAUUGUUUAGUUAUUAUUAUUAUUUUUAUUUUAUUAUAUUUAUUUAAAUGAAAGCAAUUGGAUCAUUGGGGCCAUAUUAAAUUUUUUUAAAAGUGUUGUUUUUACAAAAUUUUUCAUUAAAAGCUCAAACCAGCCCAUGCCUACACAGCAACGUUAUUUACAGCAAUAUUUAUUAACAGUUACACUCAUUGAUAACAAGAAAUCACCUUUGCAGGGACUGUAAAUGUGAGAAAAUGAUCAUUUUAUUGCUGUUGGGGUGAAAGGUCACUGUGAUAGAGCAGCAGACAUUCCUGGUUUCCAGCUCCAACUCCCUCUUGCUUCCCAUUCUUCACCAAAAUGUAAUAUUUUCUCAUUAGAAUAAAAAAUAAUUAUAUUGAAACUCACUGUAAACUUGAUGCUCAUAUGAAUUUGAAUAAUUAGGAGCAGUACACUGGUAGUUUUGUUGUCCCUGGUGUGUGUGAUGUUUAGUUUUUGAACAAUACGAAAUCCUAAAAACCUACAUGUUCACGCUGACAGCUUCUGUGAAACUGUGCUUUUCUAUGUGUGCGAUGCAACGCUGCUCUGCUGUGCACCGUGGCUCACAUGAUUUUGUUCCACCCGGCUUCCUGUAGUGUGCGCUUCCUCACUGUCGGCCCCUUUGUCUUUCAUCUUCUGUCUGUCUAGCUGCCUUUCAUCUGAUUUUACAGCUCUGGUUGCUAGCAGUUCCUUUGACGCUCGCAAACUCCCUCUCCCUCUUUCUCUCGGUUUGCCCAACACUUUGCUCGCCGCUGCCGUCAGCCUCGUCUUCAGUUGGCGGCGUCCUCCUUAUGUCGCCGUGUGACACUGUUUCAGUGAUGUUUGAUGUUUUCCGUGGGUAGCAACAAGACAUUUCAAUCUUGACCCUUGAUACCAUGUUGCCUAGACUAUAUAUGUAUAUAUAUUUAAGGACCAAAUGUUUUAUUUUUAUUUAUCGCAGUUUUAGCUUUUGAAAAGAAAAAGUAGCAAAUGAUGCUGCCAAAUGAACAUGUUGAGUGUGGCACUAAGGAUGGUGGUAAUGUGCGUGGUGAUGAUGAGGAGAAGUUGCUGCUGGUGUACAUCUGGAUGUAAGAAUAAAACAGAUUUAGUAUCAA
Xiphophorus couchianus (Monterrey platyfish) is the source of this 7333-nucleotide messenger RNA. RefSeq names its product potassium/sodium hyperpolarization-activated cyclic nucleotide-gated channel 2. Gene Ontology annotation, biological process: sodium ion transmembrane transport; potassium ion transmembrane transport; regulation of membrane depolarization. Lineage: Eukaryota; Metazoa; Chordata; Actinopteri; Cyprinodontiformes; Poeciliidae. Gene Ontology annotation, cellular component: HCN channel complex; axon; membrane. The coding region runs from base 1280 to 5593 and encodes 1437 amino acids. The record is from RefSeq and is a predicted model, not a curated record. The transcript is spliced from 9 exons. Gene Ontology annotation, molecular function: voltage-gated potassium channel activity.